This is a messenger RNA of Lepisosteus oculatus (spotted gar), 9423 nucleotides long. It is a transcript of the gene nectin1b, whose product is annotated as nectin cell adhesion molecule 1b. Gene Ontology annotation, cellular component: adherens junction. Lineage: Eukaryota; Metazoa; Chordata; Actinopteri; Semionotiformes; Lepisosteidae. Gene Ontology annotation, biological process: protein localization to cell junction; heterophilic cell-cell adhesion; homophilic cell-cell adhesion. The record is from RefSeq and is a predicted model, not a curated record.
GCCACAGCCACGUGAGAAAUCCCCGCGGUCGAUUUCACACCACUCUUUUGUGGUGAAAGCUCUUUUAAAUUACUUUUGAAAACACUUAAAUCUUUUGACAAAGAAACCCCUAAAUCGAAAAUAAAACCUAAUUCUACAUUUACGUUUUCCCAAUAAGUAAAUACGCACAAGGCAAGUUGGAAAGGCAGACGCUUAUUGUAGGACGGUACUUUGCAUUGCGUUUAAGGGGUCUUUAACCAUACUGUAGAUUUAAAGCUCGUUGUGUGACCAAACCUUGUCUUCACUGCAGUAGGCCUACAGCUUUAAAAGUCCAAAGUUUCCUCGUUGGACGUUAGAGCCCUCCUACUCGCUUUGCAUUGUGAGUCCAGGCGCCUCCCUCGGUAAGCGUCAUCCAAUUCAGAUCUGCUCUCCGCGGCUGUCAGUUAUACGGUAGCAUUUCGGGUCCAGACGCCGCUGCAGAAAGGCAGUUUCUUCCAGUUUGGGAAUUUCGGGAACGGCACAGAAAUCGUGGUGUUGCUGCUGGAGGAAGAGACGCCAAGUACGCAUCGCUCCCCUGCCGAAGCGAACGGAGGCAACUUUCCGUGCAGCCGCCAGCUCUGCGUAAAAAAACCAACAUUCCAAGAUUCUCCACCAGCGCGGGAGGAGGCGAGCUCUGGAUCUGUGGAAGUUCAGGCAGCUGAGUGGCUACAGUUUGUCAAGAACAAAGUAAAAAAAACCCAACAAAACCAACUCCAUUAAAUAAUUACAAAAGCAGCUGGAGAAAUCGCUUGGUCUUUUCAUUUUGUUUUGGGGGAAAAAAUAAAUAAAAGGGGGAGACGUACUCUGUUCUAGGAACUUCCAGAUUCGAAGCAUCAAAUCUCCCCCUCCUUACCCCCUCUUCUUUCUCCCAAAAACGAGGGAGAAAGAGAGGCACCGAACUGCAUCACCCUACGGAGCAUUCGGAUACAGGCUUAAAGCGGAAUUUUUAUCUUUGGGAAAUCAUGGAUUGUUAAAACCUGUGUUGCGUUUAUUUUAUUUUUUUUUGUAUCGUAUUGCAAUAUUGUGUUUUUUUUUCCCCGAUUUGUUCUUAUCUGGGGGUUCCGUCUCCGAGCUGCACAGAAAGUACUAUACCCAGUGUGUGCGUUUAUAGGUUGGUGAACGGCAAGAGCUCUGCGCUGUAGCUCUCGGACUGGAAGGACGCACGCACGCCUUACGGUCUCUCCUGUAACGAAGUGCAGAUCGCGGGAUCGUUUUGUCUACGGGUCGUGGAAUAACGUGACAAAUUAGAUCGUGACCCCGACAGACGCCACAUCCCCUCCCUCCCCCGUCUUGGCGCAUUCCCAGUUUAAAUCCCUCAUAUUUUUUGAUGCUUGUGUUUAACUCCCGGUUAGCAGACUGGAAUUUUGCCUGCAUCUCCAUCGCCAAGUUGCAUGCUUACCUGAGCCCAGCUAGCUCGAAUAUACUUCAGCAUAUUUAAAGGCUACAAAAGAACAACCCAGAUAUUUGGGAAACGGUGACAUGAUCAUGAUGACGCCGACGAGCUUUUGGAUAUUCCUAGUGGCUGUUAACGUGCCAGGGCUCAGGGCUCAGGUGGUGCAGAUGGACGCCACCAAGUCGGGCUUUGUGGGCCAGCAGGUGGAGCUGCGCUGCACCUUCGCCAACAGCAACCCCCCGGUGAAGAUCUCCCAGGUCACCUGGCAGAAGUUCCUCAACGGCACCAAGCAGAACGUGGCCAUCGCCAACCCCACCAUGGGCGUGUCCGUGCUGCCGCCGUUCAAGGACCGCGUGAGCUUCAAGAACCCGGCAGUGAGGUACCGCACCCCCUCCCUGGAGGACACCACCAUCACCUUCUCUGGCCUGCGGCUGUCCGACGAGGCCGCCUACAUCUGCGAGUACGCCACCUUCCCGGCCGGCAACCGCGAGAACCAGGUCAACCUCACCGUGUUCGCUCGGCCCACCACUCGGAUGACCCUGACCUCCCCCACCAUCGUGGCUCGCUCGCGGCCCAGCAAGAUGACGGUGGCCACCUGCCUCUCGGCCAACGGGAAGCCCCCCAGCAUCAUCACCUGGGACACCCGGCUGAAGGGCGAGCCCACCUUCCAGGAGACGCAGAACGCCAACGGGACUGUCACUGUGUACAGCGACUACGUGCUGGUGCCCAGCCGCGAGACCCACCGGCAGAAGCUCACCUGCAUCGUCACCUACCGCAACGAGAAGAUCUCUGACAGCGUCACACUCAACGUGCAGUACGAGCCCGAAGUGGUGAUCGAAGGGUUUGAUGGCAACUGGUUUGUCAACCGGCAGGACGUGCAACUCAACUGCAAGGCUGACGCCAACCCACCCGUCACCGUGUACCAGUGGAAGCUUUUGAAUGGAUCCAUGCCCACCAACGUAGAGAUCCGCAACAACACUCUGUUCUUCAAGGGGCCCGUGACCUAUGACCUGGCAGGAACAUAUGUGUGCGACGCCACCAACAGCAUCGGGACCCGCUCGGGGCAGGUGGAGGUCAACGUCACCGAAUUCCCUAACAUCCCGCAACCCGGGGACCGUGUGAGCCCACCGGAGGAGCACAGUUCGGGGGCCGCCAUCGGGGGCGCUGUGGGGGGAGUCGUCCUGCUGGGGGUGGCCGCAGCGCUGCUCUUCGUCUUCCUGCGCCGCCGCCCGCGCACCUUCAAAGGCGACUACAGCACCAAGAAGCACGUGUUCGGAAACGGCUACAGCAAAGCCGGGGGGCUGCCCCCUCACCCGCCCUUGCCCAAGAACCUGCAGUACCCCGAGGACUCGGACGACGAGAAGAAACCGGCGCCCGUCAGGGGGCCCGGCGGCUUCGAGGGCAGCGAUCGGGAUUUCGACCCCGACGCGGAGGACCUGAAGAGGCCGUAUUUCACGGUCGACGAAGGCGAGAGCCGCGAGUACGACGAACGGACUCUGGCUUUCCAGUACGACCCCGAACCCGAGAUCGCCGAUGACAUGGUCUCCCAAACUGACGGCUCUGUCAUUUCAAAGAAAGAGUGGUACGUGUAGCAGCAUGCACCCCAGACGUCGCCCCCUCCCUCCCUACUCACCCCCCUCUACACCUCCCCGUCCCCCACCCCUCUGUCAUUCGCCACCCCUCCUUCAGAUCCAUUCCUUGAGCUCCAGCCCGACAGCACGCCCAUCAGAACCCAUUGAAUCAAGCUCACGACGAGAAAGUUCAAACACCGAGAUCCGAGAACUUGCAACAUCAGCUUGACAACACCUCAUCACGUUAGGCUAAAAUGCUAUUAAAAAUCAUUCUGCUUAGAAAAACAAGAAAAAGGACUGACGCCAACCGUCAUUGACUUUUUUUAGGCCGGAAGGCUGGUUGCUUGUUAAUAACUGUAUUUUAUGUGUGAUUUUUUUAUAUAUUCAUUUUUUUUUCUUGUUACAGUUUAUGUAUGAACUACGUAAAAACAGGAAACACGAAAAUGAACGUACUCGAUAUUUUAAGGGUUGUUUUUUUUGCUUUUGAAAGGGGGUGUGUCUUGUGAAAGUUCUACACUGGAUAUAUGAUUUUUUAUUGUUGUUUUAUUGUUAUCAUUUUUUUAAUGUAAAUGUAUUUGUUUGGGGGAUGAGGGUCAAUAGUAACAUGACAUUUCAGAAGCUGCAUAAAAGUUAUUUUAUCGUACGUUUUGAGGGUUGGGAAGAUUAAAAAAGAACUGGUCAGAAUUUCUGUAUUGCAAAGCGAGUCCGGUGGCUGCUGACUUGCUUACUAACAGUGUUGAUUUGCUCUUAUAAAGAUCAGCAUUGCAUCAUUUCUGCAGACAUAGUCUUCUACAGCAGCCUCCUGCUCCUUCCCCUCUCCCUAAACAGUGAUUGACAUGCAGAAUCUUCAUCUGAGAAUGUAUUACAUUGCUGUCUAGAGCAUAUGGGGGUCAGGCUUUUAGAAAACCAAGACUCUUUAAUCUUAAGAACUCAAUUUCCAAAGAUAUAUGAAAUGCAUCUUUCAAGCUCUGAGUUCCUUCGACCUGGUUUAGCAUCACUCUUCAUCAGUGUUGUAAAAAGCAUUUGCGUUGUGGACCUGUACAGUAUCUUGUAUUAUCCUGCUUUGUAUCAGUGGAAUUUCAUAUUUAGCACUAUAGUGAGGGAGAGGGAUAUAAUAUUUUAUUAAUCUUAACAGGGAUGGGGGGGCAACCACAUUGGCAAAUCCUAAGACGAGGAAAGAGAAAGAAACUGAAGCUGCGAGCUAAUAUCUGUGAAACUGAUUUGAAUGGUGUCUUAAUUGAACAGGGGUUUGUACUGUUCCGUUGCUCCGUUAUCAGUGACAUGAAAAUGACAGUAUUUUUCGAUAUUGUUUCAGCAGUGAUGGACAGUGAUCUUCGAAACGGUUUCUUUCCGCAGAGCUUUGUACUUGCAAGAGGGAAAAGCGAAUGGCGGAAGGAAGGCGUUCGUUGUUUUUUGGCUUCUUCGGCUUUAUAGAGGAGUGGUCCGGGGGCAAAAACACAUUGCUGGAAAUGAAGGGACAGUUUCAUUAAGACAAUGCAAAGCUACUGUAUAAUUCUUGGAUGUGUUUAUUUCAAGAAGUCUGGCUUUUUAAGGGUGUGGAAAGAAAGAAAAGACACCUUACACGUGUAAAUUAUGUAUCUGAAUGGUGUCCGUUUAAUAAAAAUCCCACAAGAGAAAGCACAAAACCUGAGACCCCAUUCUGUUCCUGAGAACCGUGUAGUCCAGGGUCAGAUGUGAAUACGUGUCAUCAGUCACUGUGGAGCCUUUCUGGAGGAUGAUGAAGACAGAAAAAAGGCAGAACUCUUUUGGUGGCUAGGCUAUCCCACGCAAAAAAUAUUUCAUAAACGAACUGAUAAUGCCUGAAUUAUGUGGGGGAGCAGGGAAGAUAUCGUAUUUUUUUUUUCCUGGCUUGCCCGCUGCAGUGGCUCGGAGAAGAAAGAGACAGGGCUGCCCUGUGGCUGUGUCCGUGGCAGGAGAAAGGACUGGGAGCUCUCCUGGGCCUGUGAUGGCGGCUUUCCGCAGUGCCUUGUUCCACUCCCAGAGGACCUGAAGACAGGCAGCGGAGUUUCUCAUUAAAAACGAACAAGAAGUGCAACAGGAAAUCAAAUGAGCAGAGAGAGAGAAAAAAAAAACCUUAAUGAAAGGCUGGUGAAAUCUGCCUGACUGGAAAAAAAACAGCUUUUAUCAGCUUUUUUUUUUAAAGAGCGGAGUGGUUGGUCUCCAUUCGUGGCGCAGGCUGAACCGGGAGAGCACUUGUCAGUAUUUGAGAGGGAGCUGGAUUCUGCGUUGUGGGGUGUGCAGGCGCUGCUUGUGAAAGAGAUAAGAUUCAGUGACAAAGACUGGUGCUAUCAGUCUAAGGCCUGGCAAGAUUUCCCAUCACAGCUGCCACUGCGAGGAGCAGAGCCACACUGCUCAAAACCAUGAUUCCACACACCGGAGUUAGUGCUAUCAGCUUAAAAGAAAAUAAGAACAUGGAGAGUUCUGUGUUUUUUUAUUUCUGUUGACCCUCUGUUGGUGAAUACUGUACAGGAAAAAUAUAUGCACGAUCAUUUCUUAUAGAGAAAAGUCAGCUGUUGUCUCCAAGUAUCUAUAGAAAUAACUUUUUCUGUACAUUGCAUAUUCUAUACAAAUAUAUGUGUACAAGUUACAGUUUCUGCAUUGACUUCUACUCAUGUACGAUGUUAACAAUAGAAACCCUUCAUUUUUAUAGGGCAACUAACUGAUACACAUUCACUGACAGAACAAGCAGGAGCUAAGCAGAGUUGGCAAAAUAGGCACCUACAGUACAUAGAAUACAUGUUCAUUGCAAAUUGUUAUUAUGACCGCUGUCUGAUGUUUCAGAGUUUUCAAAAUUGCCCACGUUAAGGAUGGGCUAGAAAGAAGUCUACUGUAUAUAGAAUGUCUCAUCCAGAGUGUCAGCCAAUAGGAACUAUGAUGGUGAACAUGAAUGCAUUCAAUUUACUUACCAUAGAGGUCGUGGCAACAAUGUUUUAAAAUCAAGACCAUUGCAGCACCUUCAAUGGAACAGAGGCUCUAACAUUUUUUUAAUUUCGAACUUUAAUCCAAGAAUUUGUUACCACUUGUCUAAAUUCUCACGCGAAGGAACUGGCCCAACAACUGGUGCUGUGGCUGGGUAUGUUAUACCACAGACACGAAGCGAAACUGAAGUGAAGAACAGUAAUUGAAUCUGACUGGCAAUUUAGCCUUGGAGGUGUAGCUCUAGAACAGUUUGUGGCUGAUGUUCAGGGUUUUUCAGUUUCAACCCAGAAGCCCAGAAGUCUAUCACAGGGCUAGUGGGAACUCAAAUGGCUACAUCAUGUGAGCAGAUUGAGCUCUGCAGUCCAGACUGUGAGCUUGAGCCAGGAUCACAUUGCAAACCAAUUCCCCCAAACAGCAGUGCUCAGUCAGUUUAGUGCCCUCUAGUGUAGGCAUGGGAUUAGCUGGCCAGUGCUCUCUCAUAUCUCAUAACAGAUUUUCUGAGCACCUAAAGUACAUGUUUCGAGCUCAUGUAAGCAAGAGAUGUGCCUCCUCACCAACAAGUCUCCAGGAGACAUGUCAGCUCUUCCCCCGUUCUUCCUGUCCAGUCCAGGAGUCGUUUGCCAUGAACAGAAACACAAAGAAACAAUUAGCAGGUCCAAAUUGGGCAGGUAUGACCUGCAAAGUACCGAACAUCGUGGAAAACAAGUGUGAGGUGGAGAGUUCCCUUGACAGCUCUGGAUCUUGAAUAAGCUGGAGUGGCUGUAGGAAUGCCUGGGAAAGCAAUACUGUACUUUCCUUUAGUUUUCUAAGUCCCUUUUUAAAUAUACAACAAUGAACACAGUCAUUUUCAGAGCUCCCCCCCACCCAGAGAACAAUUUGCUCAUGAUUUUCAGAUAGCUAUUACAAAAGCUGCAAAAUGGAAAUCGAUCUUAUAUAAUGGUCUUCAUUUUUCCUGUGGGCAAACUGCUCACUUCAUAAUAAGCAAAUUAGAUGGGCAAUUUGCCCACAGUUUCCCCACUUUACAGGGAAAAUUGGGCUCAGCGAAGAUAUGGAAGGCAAAGUCAGAUUUAAUCAAACUCUCAUUAUGUCAAAAGGACCCAGAAGGGUGAUUUUUAGAGAAUAUUUUCAGUUAUAAAUUGAAAUGCUUUGUCUCUGUAGACCAAAGUCAGAAAGUUUACUCUUUAAGAAAAGUAUGGCAAACGUUUGUGUUUUCAGUGGUAAGCAAAGCAGUGCCAUCACUUCAGCGGGACAUCGUUGCUUCGUGUGUAACGAUAAGAGUGAAGAGAGUACAGUGCCUUGAAAAAGUAUUCACUCCUACCAUUUUGUUAAGUUCCAAAUUAGCUAUUCACAUUUUCAAAGUGACUAUUUUGGACUUUUUAUUUCCGGAAACUUUUCACGGUACCCAUGGUGAGACAGGGGAGAUAGAGCCCAUCUUGGCCAGGAGCAGGUGCAAGGCAGGGUGCACUGUGAAAGGACACCAGUCCAUCCCAGGGCGCACACACACAAUUAACCAAUUAACCAGUAAACCAAUAAACCCUGCAGUCUGUCUUUGAAACUGUGGGAAGCCCACAUGAACACUGAGAGAACAUGCAAACUCCACACAGACAGCACCCCUGGGCCCCAACACUGCAAGGCAGCAAUGCUACUGUAAUUAUUGCUAUUGCUAACUAACUGGAUCCAGCAACUGUCUUAGUUAAAUCCUUAUUCUAUUUUUUAUAUAAACAUUUUUUAUAGAUUCGUUAUCUCAUUCAUUGUUGCAGCCAUAGGCUUUCUGGUUUAGUUUUUUAAAAAUUAUUUUCUGCUCUAUAGGUGUGUGGGUUGCCGUUGUGGGUGGAAAAGAGAGGGAGGGGGUCAGGGGGUGGGGGUGGGUUCCUUUGUUCUGCAUUUUGUUAACCGUGAUUUUGAGUUUGUUGAGCAUUGUUUACAAAAAUAAAUAAAAAUAUAUGUAUAUAAAAACCUGAAAGCUCAAACUGGACACAUUUAUGUAAAUAUGUGUAUGUGCAUUUGUUCAUAUUAAUUCAAUAUAAAAUUGCAGAGAACCAUCCAGAAAUAAAAUAUGUCGAUUAUGUCCUGUAAGUAUUCACACCCCUGAGUCAGUACUUGCUGGAAGCACCUUUGAAAGCAAUUGCACCUCGGAGUCCUUUUAGAUAAGCCUCUGUGAACUGUAAACACUGAGGUGGGCCAGACUUCCCCAGGCUCUGCCGAGUCGGGUGGAGAUUGUUAAUGGACAGCAAUUUUCAAGUCCUGCCGCGGAUUUUCUGUCUGAUUUUAGUCAGGGCCUUGACUGAGCCACUCUGGCCUUGUCCUUCCGAUCGCUGUUCCGUGGAAAGGUUGGUUUCUGUCCCAGGUUUAGGUCUUCAGAAGACUGAAGCGAGUUUUCCUCCGGGAUUUGCCAGUACUUUGCUCCGUCGAGUUGCCCCUCAACAUUGGCAAGCUUCACAGUCCCUGCUGACGAGAAGCAGCCCCUUCAUCAUGCUGCCACCACUGUGCUCGAGAGCAGGGAGCUGCUGUCUGGGUGAUGAGCUGUGUUGCUUUCGCACCAGAUGGUAACCAAAAAGUUCCAAUUUUCUCAUGUCUGACCACAAUGCAUUUUGCUGCAUGUUUGCAGUAUCGCUUAACUGCUUUGCUACAAACUCCAUGCAGGAUCUGAGGGGUUUAUUCUGUUACUCUGCCAUACAGGCCAGUUUUGUGGAGUAACAGGGGUUUCAUUUUCUCUGGUCUCAGCCCACUGAGCUCUCAAAGUGACUGUCACCUUGUAGCCCCCCUGGCCUUCCUCCAUGCCUGGCUGCUCAGUUAAGAGGGAUAACUCGAUCUAGGCCUCCUCCUUCUGAAUUUGGUGGACGUCCAUUCAGCGUCUUUGAAUAUUUCUUUCCGUUCCCUGAUCUGAACUCGACUAACUUUAUCCCUGAAUUAUUUUGAAAGCUUCCUAGUCACCAGGGUUUAGUCUUUGUUUGACAGAGGGAACGUACAGAAACCGUUGCAUUUAUUCUGAAACUUUGUGAUUCAUUAUUACCGGCCACAGAGGCCAUUCAACUAAUCGUUGCUUCUGUCACUUUGUGCAAUCUGUGCUAACGCAGGUCUUCCAUGGGAAAGCUGCUGCAUACGUACUGUCUGCAUCAAGAUAUUUUAGUUUUUGAGUUUUCUUUUUCUGUUGGUAUUUAACUUCUUUCACCCAUAAAGGUUUUCAGUUUGAGCAUUCUAGCUUGGAUUAAAAAUAUUUACCUUAAAAACAGGACCACUUUGGAAAGCGGUGAAUACUUUUUGCAACGGACUGUAUGUUACCAGUUCAAAACCCCCUAAACAUCUAUGUAUUGUGACUGUGUACAAAAAGUUCAUCUUGUAAGUUUUACUUCUGUUUUUGAAUAGCGGUUUUGUCUUUUAAAAUUCCUAACCAAUAUUCAGUAGCAUCUGGCUUCAUUAACUGCAUUACCAAGUUCUGGCUUCAGAGCUUAACGUUCCAGUGUAAAUAAUGUAUAUACUGAAUAAAGUACCCGAGAUAUC